AUGGACUUUUACAAACUCCUCAGUCUCGACAAGGGCGCCUCAGACCGCGAGAUCAAGAAAGCCUACCGCACCCUCAGCAAGAAAUAUCAUCCUGAUAAGAACCCUGGUAAUGAAACCGCCUCCCAACGCUUCGUCGAAAUCGCCGAAGCCUACGAAACCCUCACCGACCCGGAACUCCGCAAAAUCUACGACCAGUACGGACACGAGGGGCUCGCGCAGCACAAAUCCGGUCGCGGCAGCCCGGGCAAUGAUCCCUUCGAUCUCUUCUCGCGCUUCUUCGGCGGCAGCGGACAUUUUGGCCAUUCCCCGGGUGUACGGCGCGGGCCGGAUAUGGAGGUGCGGAUACAGAUCCCGCUGAAGGAUUUCUAUACGGGGCAGGAACACGAGUUUAGUCUUGAGAAGCAGCAGGUUUGCGAGGAGUGUGAGGGGAGUGGGAGCGCGGAUGGGACGAAGGAUACGUGUGGGCAGUGUGGGGGGAGGGGGGUGGUGGUGCAGAAGCAUAUGUUGGCGCCGGGCAUCUUUCAGCAGGUGCAGAUGCAGUGUGAUAAGUGUGGGGGUAAGGGGCAGGUUAUCAGGAAGCCUUGUAAAGUGUGUGGAGGCAGUCGGGUUGUGAAGAAAGUGAGUAGUCAUGUUUUGCAUGUGGAGAAGGGGGUGAAGAAGGGGAGUCAUGUGAUUUAUGAGAAUGAGGCGGAUGAGAGCCCGGAUUGGGAGGCGGGCGAUUUGGUGGUGCAUGUCAUGGAGGAGGAGCCGGGGAUGAAAGAGGAUAGGGAGAGGAGUGAUGGGGCGUUCUUUAGGAGGAAGGGGAGGGAUUUGUUCUGGAAGGAGGUGCUCAGUUUGAGGGAGGCGUGGAUGGGUGAUUGGAAGAGGAAUUUGGUGCAUUUGGAUGGGCAUAUUGUGAGGCUUGGGAGACAGAGGGGGGAGGUGGUGCAGCCAGGGCAGGUGGAGAUCGUUGAUGGGGAAGGAAUGCCAAUUCCGACGAGUGAGCAGGAGAGAGAGAAGGCUGGGGAAGAGGAGUAUGGAAACCUGAUCGUAGAGUAUACGGUCGUGCUUCCAGAUCGUAUUGAAAAGUCUAUGGAGAAAGAAUUUUGGGGGACAUUCGAGAAAUGGCGAAAAAAGAUUGGCGUCAAUUUGGAUGAUGAGCUGGGAAGACCUCCGCCAGAGAAGGCCGGGGACCAGCAUAGGGAAUUGUAA
Messenger RNA from Bacidia gigantensis, 1191 nucleotides. RefSeq lists its product as uncharacterized. The transcript is spliced from 3 exons. Gene Ontology annotation, cellular component: cytoplasm. Gene Ontology annotation, biological process: protein refolding. Gene Ontology annotation, molecular function: Hsp70 protein binding. Lineage: Eukaryota; Fungi; Ascomycota; Lecanoromycetes; Lecanorales; Ramalinaceae. Bases 1 to 1191 code for a protein of 396 amino acids. The record is from RefSeq and is a predicted model, not a curated record.